AUGACUGUUAAUACGUUGACCGUAAAGAAAGAUGAAAAUUACUUCAGCUUGAGAUACUCGUACCAAUUGCAGAAUGACAAUUCUAACUUAGAAGAACAAUUCAUUAUAGCUGAUAAAAAAUUCAGUGUAAGUUCAACUGUAGCCGCCGAUCUAUAA
This is a messenger RNA of Debaryomyces tyrocola, 156 nucleotides long. NCBI's taxonomy places the organism in Eukaryota, Fungi, Ascomycota, Pichiomycetes, Serinales, Debaryomycetaceae. The record is from the annotation of a GenBank genome assembly.